AAUAAUAAUAAAUAGUAAUAAUAAUAAUAAUUAAAAGAGGAAGAUAAAAGGAAAAAAAAAAAAGAAAUUAAUUUGUCGCGCGCAAGGUGUGGAAUUAGUGGAGUGUGGAGUGUGAGGUAGUGUGUUGUAUUUCUCUCUCUCUCUCUCUCUCUCUCUCUUUCUCUUUCACUGUGUGCGUGAAGUGCAUCAUCGGUGGGGCUGUGGGGAUACCAGAAGAGAGAGAGAGAAGUAGAUAAUAUAAGGAGAGACAGACACACAGACGGUGAGAAGAGAGAGAGAUUGCCGAGUUUAACGACCACGACGUUCAAAGCACCCACUAUAUUCAAACGUAGAAGGAGAGGGAGGGAGGAGGAGGUGGUGGAAUCCUGAAAGAUAGGAGAAAGAGUUAGAGCGAGUGAGAGAACACCAAGAGGAGGAAGAAGAAGUAGUAGUAGAAGAAGAAGAAGAAGAAGAAGAAGAAGAAGAGGGUGGGUGUAUAUCUCGUGUGUCACGAUUAUUAUUUCGUAUUAGUUUUCUUCUUCUUAUCCCGAGAAGAAGCCGUGCAGCAGACAACAACACACGGUGGUGGUUGGUUGGUUGGAUUGGUGUUUUUUGAUCCGCCUUUUUUUUUUCUCUAACGUGGAAAACGAAAAGCAGUAUAGUAGUCAGUGGGUGUGCUGUUGGUUGUGUGUCCUUUAAUAUCAACCGUGUUUGCACUGUGUGUUGUCCUGUGGGAGUUAUAGUAGAGUUUGUUGCCAGGGUUGCUUGGGAUAAUAGUGCUGGUGGUGUGUAGUGUGGUAUAACGUUCGAUUAAGAAGAAAAGGGGGUGGUAAUCAACAUACAUCACAUACAUACAUACAUACAUACACAAUCUCUCUUUCUCACACAAAUAAAAGAGGCUAUUUAAAAAACAAAAACAAAAAACACUCGGUAGCAGUAACAAAAGUAGUAGUCAUUUAUGAAGAAAGAAUUUAAAGAAAUCAGGCGGGAAGUUUUGAAUCCGACGAUUAAUAAUAAACGGAAAACGCGUUGGGUCCCUUCCCUAUUUUCUAAUUACAUUUGUCGUUUAUUAAUCAAUUAUGACAAAUGCAACAACAACUGUUAACUCGGACGAAGGAUGUAAUUCGUCGUCAGUGUUAAGAUAGUUGUCUAAAAAAAAAAACAACAAAUAAAUCAAGUUUGUGUGUUAGUUUUUGAGUGAAAACACCCCAAAUCAACAACCCCCAGCAAAGUAGCAGCAGUAAUCAACAACAACGACAACAAUUGUGUAGUUUCCAUUAUACCCUUUGGUUAUUAUUUCUUUUUGGAGGGUAUUGGAAAAGAAGAAGAAGAGAAACAAAGGGGAAGCAGAAACAAGCUCUGGUGGUUUUGGGUAGAAGUUGUUCUAUCGUUGUUCAGUUAAUUUAGUUGAUUACUUUGGUUUUUAAACCCAAUAAUAAAAUAACGGUGUUGGAUUAAAUUAAGUUAAUAAUAAAAGAAUUAAAUGAUGGAUCGGCCGUUAGAUAUUAACGUGGUGGCCCGUGGUGUGACGUGUGAUUAGCCCCCGUCGGUUUAACCAGCCGUUCAUAACGUGAAUUAGUGGUGUACGAUGUGGUGUUCGGCGACGGCCCUGGUCCUCCUCGUAGCCGUUGCCGUAAGUGGUGUCAUUUAUAAGGGCUCAUAUUCUAGGUUAUCCAAUCAUUUAGUUUAUUUAACAAGAAAUCCUACCAUCAUCGACUUUAUUAUUUACGCGUCGACCUCGCCGUCGUCGUCGACCUCGUCGUCGUCGACCUCGUCGUCGUCGGCGUCGUCGUCGGCGUCGUUGUCGUCGUCGUCGUUGUUGUUGUUGUGGUGGUGGUGGUGGUCAACAACGUCCUCCUCCACUUCUUCUUUGCUAACCGAGUGGUGGUCUUCAUCAUCAUCAUCAUCAUCGUCGUCGUCGGCGGUGUCAUCGUCGUCGUCGUCGUCGUCGUCGUCGUCAUUGCAGUCACCGCUGUCAUCGUCAUCAUCAUCCUUGCUGACGUCGACAACGCGAGAAACAACACCACCUGUACUGUUCUUCAUCAACAACAACAACAAAAGCAGCAGCAGCAACAAGAACAAUCGUUGGCGAAUAAUUAUUAACAAUAACAACAACAGCAUCAACGAUCUCAACUUUAACUAUUACAACAACGAUCAUCAACCCAAUUCAAGUUCCAGCAAAGACGCAUUUAGAACAAACCAAUCUAAAAGCAAUCUUAUUAUCUAUCCCAACAACAAGUUCAACAGGAAUACUGUUGUUAUUAGUUGCUGCUUCAAUAACAAUUGUUGCUUAGAUUAUUACCCUAGGGACAAUAAUAACAACAACUACAAUUACAAAAAGAACGUCGUUGUUACUAAUACUGUUGGGUUAUUGUUCAACGUCAUAUACAUACUUUCCAAUCGAAUCAACAACGCCAUCAGCAGCAACAGCAUCAACAGAAACAACUGUGGUGGCAGUUUCAUCGUUCUCUACAAUAUCACCAACAGCCCUUGCAGUGGUGGAAUCAUCAACAGUAACAGCAUCAGCAGCAGCAGCAGCAACAACAUCAUCAUUACCAACAACAGCAACAGCAGCAGCAGCGUUAGUGCUAGUGCUUAGUGAUCAUCAAGAUUUGUUGUUGUUGUAAUUGCCUUCUUGCUUUUGGUUCAUCGAUAGUUGUCAAUUUUUUCCCCUAGUUUUAGUUGUCACUAAAAAAGAAAGAAAAAAGAGGGAAAGUGUGAAUACGAUUUGAAAAGUAGGGAGGAAGGAAGUAAGUGUUUUUCUUCGUGAAAAAUUCAGUGCUACAAGUACACGCGUCGGAGGAGAACGUUCCCCCUCCUGGAUAUAUAUUUUCUUUUCUUUUUUUUGGGUUUAUUAUCAUUUACUAUUAUAAAUUAGAGUAUACAUUUUUUUUUUCCUUU
Polistes canadensis is the source of this 2880-nucleotide messenger RNA. RefSeq lists its product as uncharacterized. The record is from RefSeq and is a predicted model, not a curated record. Lineage: Eukaryota; Metazoa; Arthropoda; Insecta; Hymenoptera; Vespidae. The transcript is spliced from 2 exons. The coding region runs from base 1568 to 2578 and encodes 336 amino acids.